This is a messenger RNA of Chelonia mydas (Green sea turtle), 12634 nucleotides long. It is a transcript of the gene MTCL2, whose product is annotated as suppressor of glucose, autophagy associated 1. Lineage: Eukaryota; Metazoa; Chordata; Testudines; Cheloniidae. The transcript has 16 exons. Bases 281 to 5488 code for a protein of 1735 amino acids. Gene Ontology annotation, biological process: insulin receptor signaling pathway; regulation of autophagy. The record is from RefSeq and is a predicted model, not a curated record.
AGACGGAGCAGCGCUGCUGCCGGCGCAGGAGGCAUCCCCGUGGCGUGGCAGAGGGACGCGCUUAGGGCCACCGGGCGCUGAUUAGAGCCCAGCACCCAGCCAGCUCCCGGGCGUAGCAGGGACCAGCGCGCCGAUCCCGAGCUCCCGGCCAGCGGGGCGCGCCGCAGCCCCCGGGGCGAGCCGCCGAGCUCCCGGGCCGGCGCUGCGAUCCCCGGCGCGCCCAGAGGGAUGCGCGCCUUCGGCCCGAGCCUCCGGGGCCAGUGAGCAGCGCGCAGCCGGCAUGGAAGCGGCCGAGGCGGAGCCGAGCCAGCCCCUCAGCCCGGCCCCAGCGCCGCCGCCCGAGAAGAAGAAGCUGCAGCGGGCGCCGUCCCCGGCCAGACCCAAGGAUGUGCCCGGCUGGUCCCUGGCCAAGAGCCGGCGCGGCAGCCACCCCGGCUCGCCGGCCUCGCUCUGCGGGAAGCAGGGCGCGGGGCCCGGGCACUCGCGGCGGCCGGGCGGGGGCAAAGACGGGCGGCCCGAGAAGAAGGGGAAGCAGCCGCAGCCAGCUGGCGGCCGGGGCUCCGGGAAGGGGGCUCCGGGCCGGGCCGGGGCCAAGGCGAAGGGGCGGUGCCGGGGGCCAGCCGGGGAGGAGCCGCCGCCCCCCCUGAGCCUGACGGACAGCAGCUCGGAGGGCUCGGACUGCAGCGGCUCGGAGGAGGCCAAGCUGCUCUCGCUGGAGCUCAGCGGCAGCGACCCCGAGUCCCCGGGCAGCGCCCCGGCCCUGCCCGCCGGCCAGGGCAUCUCGCCACCGCCCGACGAGCCCUCCGCCGCCUCCAUGGCCAGCAGCCGCCUGCAGCUCAGCACCUCGCUGGCCUUCUCCGACCUCACCGAGGAGCUGCUGGACGCGGGGCAGGAGGGCCUGGCGCGGGAGCUGGAGGAGCUGCGCUCCGAGAACGACUAUCUCAAGGAUGAGAUUGAGGAGCUGCGUGCGGAGAUGCUGGAGAUGAGAGACGUCUACAUGGAGGAGGAUGUCUACCAGCUGCAAGAGCUCCGGCAGCAACUGGACCAGGCCAGCAAGACCUGUCGCAUCCUGCAGUACCGGCUGCGCAAAGCAGAGCGCCGCAGCCUCCGCGUGGCACAGACUGGGCAGGUGGACGGCGAGCUCAUCCACAGCCUGGAGCAGGAUGUCAAGGUGGCCAAGGACGUCUCUGUGCGGCUCCACAACGAGCUGGAGGUGGUGGAGAAGAAGAGGAUCAAGCUGGAGGAGGAGAAUGAAGACCUGCGCCAGAGGCUGAUCGAGACAGAGCUGGCCAAGCAGGUGCUGCAGAACGAGAUGGACAAACUGCGUGAGAAUUCGUUGAAGAAAAGGGGAUCUCGUUCUGUGGGGAAGACUGAAAAGAAGCCGUCAGUCCAGGAGGACAGCGCAGACCUAAAGUGUCAACUGCAUUUUGCGAAAGAAGAGUCGGCUCUGAUGUGCAAGAAACUAACAAAGUUAGCCAAGGAGAACGACAGCAUGAAGGAGGAGCUGGUGAAAUACCACUCCUUGUACGGGGACUUGGAGAGCUCUCUGUCCAUAGAGGAGCUGGCGGAUUCCCCUCAUUCGCGAGAGGCAGAACUGAAGGCCCAUCUGAAGCUCGUUGAGGAAGAAGCCAACAUCCUGAGUCGGAGGAUCGUGGAGCUCGAGGUUGAAAACCGCGGGCUGAGGGCAGAGAUGGAUGACAUGAAGGGACAAGGCGACAGAGAACUGAUGGGGCAGGAUAUCCGGUUUGCUUUCUCCUCCACCAGCUGUGGGGACUCUGGGGAGAGCCAGGUGGAGCUGAGGCGACACCUGCAGUUCGUGGAAGAGGAGGCAGAGCUACUGAGGAGGUCGCUGAUGGAGCUGGAAGACCAAAACAAGCUCCUCAUGAAUGAGCUGAACAAGUACAAGUCUGACCAUGACCUGGACAUCACCCUGUCAGAGGACAGCUGCUCGGUGAUCAGCGAGCCGUCCCAAGAGGAGCUGGCCACAGCCAAGGUGCAGAUCAGCGAGCUCAGCGGCAAGGUGAAGAAGCUGCAGUACGAGAACCGCGUGCUGCUGUCUAACCUGCAGCGCUGUGACCUGGCCUCCUGCCAGACCACGAGGCCGAUGUUGGAGACCGACGCUGAGGCUGGCGACUCUGCGGACUGCAUCCCGACCCCUCUCUGGAGAGAGGUGCCCGUUGGAGGAGAGAAUGAUGCCAAGGACCGCCCUGAGAGAGGGCCUGGCAACGGCAAUGGGAAGUCUCAGGAUAACAGCCCCACCCGACUGUUCAAAUCCAAGGACUUGGAGACUCUGCUUGGCAUCCGGGACCAGGCCGCACUUGUCAGCAAAGCCAUUGAUGUCUUGAUUUCGGACUCCAAUGGCUUCACCCCCAGCCUGAAGGUGUGUCUGGACAAUGACUGCAUGGACCUGGUGCUGAGCGAGCCGGUGGAUAACAACAGUGAAAGCACCAGUGACUCCAAGCUGAUCAACAUGAUCUUCGUGAGGCUCCGCGUCCUGCAGCAGGAGCUGAGCUCCUUCAUGAGGAAGGUGGAUCACAUUGGGGACUGCUGGAAAGAGCAGAUGGACCCUUUCUCCUUCCUGCCCAGCUGCGGCGCCCAGGACUCUCCCAAAGGAGCACUGCGCAAAGAGCACAGCUCUGACUUCCAGCAGCCAGACUUUAGGGACGGCCCAGACUGGGACGCCGCGGGGAGCCGGCCCCCUGACCUGUACCGCAGCAACAACGCCAUGGACGUGGACCCCAGUGUGAAACUCCCCAGGAAUUACAAGCCCUACCGACCUGACGAGAACGACUCCUAUGUCACCGAGAUCAAGGAGCUGCAGCUGGUGCUGGCUGAAGCCAACGAGAGCCUGCGGGGCCUUCAGGAGCAGCUCACCCAAGAGAGGCAGCUGAGGAAGGAGGAGCUGGAGGACUUCUCCCAGAAGAUCUGCCAGCUGCGGGAAGACCAGCAGAAGGCUCUCCUGAGGCGGGAGUUUGAGCUGCAGAGCCUGAGCCUCCAGAGGCGGCUGGAGCAGAAGUUCUGGAGCCAGGAGAAGAACCUCCUGGUGCAGGAAUCCCAGCAAUUCAAGCAGAAUUUCCUGCUUCUCUUCAUGAAGCUCAAGUGGUUCCUCAAACGCUGGAGGCAGGGGAAGAUCCUCCACAGUGAGGGCGAUGGCUUCUUGGAGGUGAACAGCAUGAAAGAGCUGUACCUGCUGAUCGAGGAGGAGGAGCUCACCCCACAGCAGCAGGCCGAUAACAAGACGUGUGCCGGAGACACCUGGACCCAGAACACGGUGAGCUGGGACCCUGGCACACCUGCUGCGCCCAAUGAGUACGUCAAGACCCUGGCAGACAUGAAGGUGAUCCUGAAGGAGCUGUGCACGGAGCUGCGCGAGGAGAGGCAGGGCAUGAAUGAGCUGCAGCAGCAAUUUGCCAAGGCCAAGGCUGCCUGGGAGGUCGAGCGGACUGAGCUCAAGUGCCACAUCGCCCAGCUGGAGUCGAAGGUUGGGAAAGGGGUCCCGGAGCGAGCCCCGUCAGACUGGAAAGUGGCUCUGAAGAGGGAGCGAGAGGAACACCAGCACCUCCUGGCCGAGUCCUACAGCGCAGUCAUGGACCUCACCAAGCAGCUCCAGAUCAGUGAGAAGAACUGGAACCAGGAGAAGGUGGAGCUGCUGGGCAGGUUCAAGGAUGAGCAGCAGCAGGCAGAGCAGCAAGUGAAAGAGCUGCAGAACAAAAUCAACCAGCUGCAGAAGGGAGCCGACCGGUGGGCUGUGGAGAAGCAGGGCAGCAACUGGAAAGAGACGCUCAACGAAAAGAUCACCGACAAAGAGACCGUUUCUGAAACAGACCCCAAGGGAGCCAGUUUAAAAAGGGGAGAGGUGCACGUUCUGCUCCCUGGGCGUUCCCAGAGCCUGCAGAGGACAAAGUCCAUUUCCUCGAUGUCCGAGUUUGAAAGCUUGCUCGACUGUUCUCCCUACCUUCCAGGCAAGACCAGCCCUGUGAUCCCUGACCAUGCACGAGGCAAGGGGUCCCCAGCCACACAGCUGCUGUCUAAUGGCAUAACAGACCCUGCCGGAGUCCACCCCAAAAACUGUACAUAUGUGACUACAGAGCAACCUGCCCCUGAGAGCCUGGCAAAAGACAAACUGGGCAUUUCCUCAUGGGACUAUUCCCGGGCAAACAACCUCUCUGGGCAGGAUCCGGCCCAGAAGCAAAUGCAGAGGAGCUACACGGCACCAGACAAGACCGGGAUCCGCAUCUAUUACAGCCCUCCGGUGGUGCGAAGACUGGAGGCACCGCUAAUCCACAACAAGGAGGGGAAGAUCAUGACUGAGCCGGGCUUCCUGUUCACAAUGGCCAAGCCGACAGAGCUGGAGGAAUCCGACAGCUCAGAGAACACGUACAGCCGGUGGCUAUGCAACUUCUCGAAGCAGCACCGCGAGCUGCUGGACAGCCGCAGUGCCGACAAGGCUGGGCCCCCCGGCCCCCGGUUCCCAUCCUCCCUGCACGAUUUUGAGAUUUCCGGCAACAUGAGCGACGACAUGAAAGAGAUCACCAACUGCGUGCGGCAGGCCAUCCGCUCCAGCUCGCUGGAGAGGAAGGUGAAGAGCGCCUCCAGUCAGACCACGGGGCUGACGAGCGUCGGGACCCAGACCAUUCAGAUGGUGAGCGUCGGUCUGCAGACAGACAUGUCCCGGGGAAACCUCCACAGCAAGAGCUGGUCCCCACGCAGCUCCUCCCUGAUGUCUGUGCGUAGCAAACAGAUUUCUUCGUCUCUGGACAAAGUCCACUCCAGAAUCGAACGGCCUUGUUGUUCUCCCAAGUAUGGCUCCCCAAAGCUCCAGAGACGGUCUUCCUCCAAGCUCGACAAUUCGAAGGACAGAAGCUUGUGGAACCUUCAUCAGAGUAAGCAAAAUGGGUCGGCCUGGGCUAGGUCAACCACAACCAGAGACAGCCCGGUCCUCAGUAACAUCAACGAUGGCCUGUCCAGCUUGUUCAAUGUUGUGGAGCAUUCCGGGAGUACAGAGUCCAUCUGGAAACCAGGCUGUCCAGAGAGCAAAGCUAAGCCAGAAGCCCCGAAAUACGGCAUCGUGCAAGAGUUCUUCAGGAACGUGUGCGGGAGGGCCCAGAGCCCCACUUCUGCCCCAGAGAAGAAAGAAUCACCGGGAGAUGAUGGCACCAAAAAGCAGGAUCACUCCCAGCCGGUCACCUGCCAUCCAUCUGAAAACGUCUCCCGGAGCUUAAACAAGAAACUCCUGAAGCAAAGCAGCAGCGAGGAGCCCAAGGCGUCUUCCCCCAGCCAGGGGAGCAAAGACGGGGCCCCAAGGGACCUGGACAUCACAUCUAUGAUAGCCAAUGAGGACACAGCAUGCGACUGCAGCUCCCAGUCCCUCACCUCCUGCUUCGCCCGGCCUUCCCGCUCAGCUGUCCGGCACUCCCCUUCCAAGUGCAAGCUGCAUCCCUCUGACCCCAGCCGGGCGGAGGAGAAGGCAGGGCCUCUGAGUGAGUGAGUGAGGGCAGCGGGGACUGGGCUAAGCCGUGUCUGCUUUCUGCGGCCCUGACGAAAGAGCACACUUCCCGUCUGCGCCAGCUCCGCCGCAGCCCGCGGGACCCGCCAGCCCCGAGAGAGCUGUGCUGGGGUCCCAGCGGGCCCCUCGCUCUCGCAGAGACUCAGGCGCAUGCACAUCUGUCUCCUAACUGUUCCCCAGCUGAUGGGGGCGCUUAAGAAGCAGAUGCUGCAGGAGAGUCGGGAACGGAGGCUUCCCGCGUUAUGCCUGGAUCCGGUUCCAGGGAUGGAGGGGAAGUUACUCUGGGCGGGUGUCUCCUGACCCCCAGGAAGUAGCCUGCCAGCCUCACCGCUCCUGCAAGGGAAGGAUGAUUCCAGGAGAGAGGAGGGCGUCCCCAGAGCCUGGGGUGGGGAGCUCUGGGCCAUUUCCAUAGCCCUUCAGGCUCCUCAGAGACCUGCACUUCAGGGAGACGGACAGCCGGCGGGGGGUGGGGGGGAAUGAAGAGAUGGGCCCUGCCUGCCCUGGGAUGUGGGAACUGGGAACCGCCACCCUGCAGCAGCCUCUGGAGAGCCGGCAAAGCCAAGGCCCUGAGCCUGGGACUCCCUCGGGCCAUGCUGCUGACAAGCGCCCUGGAGAGGAAUCAGCAGCAGGAGCGCAGAGAGCAGCUGGGUCAGCUCUGAGAGGAAAUGCCCCGGGCAUACUGUCACUGCACUUCGCAGACAGGGCUGUGGGCCGGGGGUGAGCCCUGGGGGGCAUGCGCCCUGGGGGGGUGGGGGCGUGUUGUAUAAAGCUGAUUAUUGUGUGUGAGGCUCUUCACUAUGUUGUCUCCCUUGCCAUGUUGUCUUCGAGUGGCACUGGCACGCCCCUUCGCUGACACGGCCGUCCCUCCCCCGCGCCCUGGGGCUUUGUGCAAACCCAGCCCAGAGUGGAUUGCCCUGCUGUUGCAUCAGCCGCUGCAGUGCCUGCCUCCUGUGCUGGAAGGAUGCCGAGGGGAGGAUCACGGGGGCAGGCACAGGGCUCGUUCAGGCCCUUCUCCUCACCCAAACAAUGUUUAAUUCCCCACCCCAGCGCCAGCCUGGCCAGUGCAGGAGGCUGCAGCAAGCUGCCCUCUCUGGAAUGCUCCCCGAGCUAGAGCACUGGCCGAGUGGCUGCAGCAGCUCCCUUUGUCUCUGGCUCGCCUAGCGGGAUCCUGGAGUCAGAAGCCGUACAGCCACCUGGCCUCUGAAGGCCUGGUCUCAGGAAGCACAGCCCAAGGCAGAUGGGAACAGGAGCAAACGCAAUGCGGGGGGACUAUAGACUGCAGUAGAAAGGGGACCUAGCAGCCUCGCAGAGCAUAGGGCAGGGGGAAGUACAGCGGUGUUCUCCCUUUUCCAGGGGGCUGUGCGGGAAGAGUGUGUGUGUGAGAGAGAGAGAGUGUGUUUGUGUGUUAUCCCUUCCCCUCCCCUCUGGAGCAAUGGGCCGAGAGCACUGAAACCCUGGGGACAAGAUAAGCCAGGCACACCUUGGGGGCCCUUCCCCUGCCCCUCGCAGCUGGGUCUGAGCGAGGUUCUAGUUACAGUGAGUCUGACAGUGGCUCAAGCCAAGGUGGCAGCAUUUCCCUAGGUUGUGUCCCACCCAGCAUCUGGCAGGUGUGGUUGGACGCUGAGGGUCGUCUGGAUGUCCUGGGUCUCACUAUUUAAGGUAUUUGUGCAUGGUUUAUAAUGCAAUUCGCAGAGGUCUCCGCAGGGUCAUUUGUUUGUGUGUUUGGCCUGGUAGCCUGGAGCUUGCUGUGGUUGUGUCUGAGUGUGGCAGGUGUGGGAGAUCCAGUGGGGCAGCGUCGGUUGGAGGGGUGUGUGUGUGUGUGUGUGUGUGUGUGUGUGUGUGUGUGUCCCGGAGGAGGCAGAGGGCAGCGGGGCCACGGCUGGAAUUCAAUCUGAUGUUCCCCGACCAUUACUGGGAGCUUGGCUCUGACUCAGUGGCCAAACAGCUCUAGGACCCCCGCAACUCACGCUGGCCCCUCAAAGAUCCCUGCGCUCACUUCUUCCUGGCCCUUUCUGCUCCCUUCCUCUGUGAAGGUGCUGCGUUCCGGCUCGUGUCUUCUGUAGGGAUGGGGUUUUCUCUGCACACGCACUGCUGCCUCCAAGCCCAAGCAUUUGUGCCUUAGCACUGGUUAGACACCACAGUAACAAGAGUGGUACAAGUACAUGGGCCAGAUUCAUCCCUGGUGUAGAGAAUCAGGGCUGCCUUUGUCCCAGUAAAAAGAAAAGGAGGACUUGUGGCACCUUAGAGACUAACACAUUUAUUUGAGCAUAAGCUUUCGUGAGCUACAGCUCACUUCAUCGGAUGCAUUCCGUGGAAAAUACAAUGGGGAGAUUUAUAUACAUAGAGAACAUGAAACAAUGGGUGUUACCAUACACACUGUAAGGAGAGUGAUCACUUAAGGUGAGCUAUUACCAGCAGGAAGGGGGGGAACCUUUUGUAGUGAUAAUCAAGGUGGGCCAUUUCCAGCAGUUGACAAGAAUGUCUGAGGAACAGUGGGGAGUGGAGGGGGGAAAUAAACAUGGGGAAAUAGUUUUACUUUGUGUAAUGACCCAUCCACUCCCAGUCUCUGUUCAAGCCUAAGUUAAUUGUAUCCAGUUUUCAAAUUAAUUCCAAUUCUGCAGUCUCUCGUUGGAGUCUGUUUUUGAAGUUUUUUGUUGUCUAUGACGUCAAGAAUUAUAACAUUCGAAAACCAGUCGGAGAACACUUCAAUCUCUUUGGUCACUCGAUUACAGACCUAAAAGUUGCAAUUCUUCAACAAAAAAACUUCAGAAACAGACUCCUUCAGACGCAGUGUUUAUUGCACCCUUCUAUGUCUUCUUGCAGCCGUCCCCCUGCUCUCUGCUGCCAGGCACCUGUCAGGGGUGAGGGUGAUUAACUGCUGGAGCAGUCACCAGGGCUGGGGGGCGGAUUAGCCAUCUCUGGCCCUUUGUAAACCAAGGGGAUUUUUUUUUCAAGAUCUCUAGUUCUAACAGGAAUGAAUGCAGGGAAGAGCUCUGGCCUGUGGUAGGCAGGAGGCCAGACUAGAUGGUCACAACAGUCCCCUCAGGCCUUAGAAUCAAUUAAACAUCCCAGCACCUCUGGAGAAACGCUUCAAGCCGUUUGCUCUGUCUGUGCAGGAGGCUGCAGCACUGCCAUUGAGUGAGCGAGGCAAAGCGAUUGAAGGUCUGUAACCCACCUUCUCAUGCUGCAUUUAAUACUGCAAUUAAAUCCAUUUCCAGGCCUCUAAGCGCUGGUCUACACGACAGUCAGUUCACAGCUAACUCUGUAAGCAGCUACACUAGAAUGUAGCUGCCACCAAUGUAACGCGCCCGCCCUGCUGACAAUGACUCCGUCUCCGUGGGAGGGAGAGCACUUAGGUCGAUGUAGUUAGGCCAGUGUAGACACUUUUGCUGCCUUUCAGAAGCCUUCCCACAAUGCCCUACGCUGACAGUUAAAUGGGUGCAAGCACUGCUGGUGAGGACACGCACUGGCGACCCAAGGAGCACAGUGUGGACGUGCAAAGGCAGUUUAAUUACUGCAGAGGCUGUACGUCGCCGCAGCUUUGACUGUCUGCACUGCACUGAUGGAGCUGUGCCGCUGUAGCACUUCUGGUGAAGACGCUCUAAGCUGACAGGAGCGAGCUCUCCCGUUGGCUUAAUAACGCCUGCCUCCGCGAGCCGCGGUAGCUGUGUCGGCGGGAGUAGCUCUCCUGCCAACACAGCGCUGUCCACACCAGCGCCUAGGUCAGUGUAACUUACAUCACUCGGGUGUGGAUUAUUCACACUGCCGAGCGACAUUUAUACCAAAGUAAUCUGUAGUGUAGACAGCCUACGGUCAACUUAAUUUUGUAGUGUAGCCUUGCCCUAUCUCGUGUCCCUUUUGUUGCUGCAGAGUGUCCAGGGUGCCUUCGGGCAGGGAAUGCUCAAUGAGCCAGGGAGGGCUGUCCCGCGGGGGCUCUGGGACAGGUGACCUGCCACAGCAACGCUCCGGGUCAGCUUGAUCCAGGUGCUUGGAAACCACGUCCCAAAUUCAGGGGGUGGGUGAGGGUGUUUACAGCCGGCAUAAACUGCCUGGCCCCUUCUUCCCAGGGCUGUUAAUUAUGCUCCAGCAAGCCCCACGCUGUGCUCCGCUCAGCUCUCCUAGGAGUUAGGCUGAGUUUGAAUCCCGCCCGGGGGCUCCUCUGAUAUUCGGACUGGGCUGUACAGCCCACCUCAGAGCAAGCCAGCAGCGUGGAGCGGGCUGGCCCUGACCCCCAACGCAGCCCUGGCACGGUGGGGGGAGGGAGUUUAGUUAAUGGCUGAGAGAGCAUGCCAUUCUCCUGCCUUUCAGCACUUGCUGGUUGUGACUGGCAAUGGCAACCGCUGCGGGAGGGGGGAACCUUUUUCCUGGCUGCAUUUCCAGCCCUCCCCAAGCCCAGCUGUGCUGGAAGUGGUGUGAGAAAAGCUGACCUCAUCAGACAUGGAGUCCAGCUGCUCCUCUCUGUGCUGGUCCCCGGGCCUUGGCAGGGUCCCCCCACCCCUCGCUGUCCUUCAGCAUCAGCCUCCACUGCAGCCCUGUGCUCACUGUAAACUCCCUUUUUGGCCCAUUUUAUCAUCCUGGCUCCUGGUUCAUUUUGAUUGAUUUCCCUCCCCAGGGUCUCUGAGAAUAUUGCAAAGGGAGAGAGAGAGUGUGUGUGUGUGUUUGUGUGCGCAGAGUUUUAAUUCAGCCUGCAACUGGGAAAUAAUUUCUUCAACCCACCGCCCUGCCAACUACUUGUACCAGGGAGCCGUGUGUGACCGCAUUUUGCUUCAAUGUUUAAAAACACAACACAGGCCCCAGAGAUACCCCUAGCCCUGUUGUAUCCCUGAGCAGAUGUGUGGUGUCCGGGGAGCCCUGGCCCUGUCGCUAACAGCACCUGCUGAAUCCAUUACUCGGUUUCACAGUCUCAGCUGGGACAGACCCAGCUCCUGGGGGGGGGCGCUGUUUUAGUUAAUUGCUCAUGACAAGUGUCUUGCAAACAUCCCUUCCUUUUGGUUUGACCUGAUCUGAUGGGCUGCAGGCCCAGGCGGAGCACAAGGCAGGGUCAGUCUAAAUCAGCAUGAACUUUUGAGCUGAAGGAAUUUUUAAAAAUAAUGAAAUUAGCUAAAUUGGGAGGGUAGUAGAUGAGUUAAAAAUACCAAUUGGACUAUGGGCUUGCCCUGCCCAGGACCAGAACUGCUGUUUGGCUGGGAAUGGAGUCUCAUUUGGGGGAGGGGAGGAAGUGCAAACAAGCCACCGGUUAAUAAAGAGCCAGUGUUUAUCAGCUGGGAGCCCUGGAAGGCAUCAGCACUUUAUUGUGAAGCCCUGGCGCUCAGUGCCAGCAGAUUUCUGCAGUUAAAAAUAAAUGCCCGUUGCAUUAGGUGCUAAUGAAGUCCCAUUACCGGCCUGCUGCUCUUUGCACUGCUCUGGGAGAGAGUACAGACAUCUGCCCCCAAAGAGGAUUAGGAGAGUUAGUGUGGAGAGCACCUGGGCUUGCAGAACAACAGUGGGUAGGUGUGUGAGGUGCCAGCCAAACCCGUGGGGAGGGUUCCAGCCAGACAACACAUCCACUCCAGUGUGUAACAGCCAUGCAGCCAGGGAUGGAUCCAGCCGAGGGAUGAGGAGAAACUCGUGUAUUUAUCCCGUGAAGAGAGGGGCCUUGCAAAUGAAGCUGUGAGGCUGUGCUCUGCGCUCAGGCAGGGUGUAUGCUAGAACCAUAGCCACGUCUUGUUCUCUGUCAGCAGCCGAGGGCUACGCUCUGUGCACCUCUGUUACGCGAGGGGAGCGCAGUGGCCCAGCUGGUUCUGCACAAGUCGCCUUACUCUCCCUGAUGACUAUGGGUGGGUCUUAGGUUGCGUCCUUCCACUGGCAGAGCCAGAGAAGGUCUGGGCAUGUUCUCACCUGAGAGGAGCAGACAGCUUAUUGUCCAACCUACCAGCAGACAAGGAGCUUUGGGAGCCUGGGGGUUAGUGCAGCUCUUGUUAGUUUUUGCAUGCGUUUGGCAGGCGUGGGGGUCUGUCCCGGGCGGGGGCUGGGGGAGUGUUGUUAAUGUGGUCGUUAACAUCCACUGUAAAUACUUUGGGGUGGGUUUCGCAUUUUCAUUGGUAACUAGGGCUUUUUUAAAGAAUCUAGUUUUUGGAAUGUGGUUUCUCAUUUUUACAAAUGCCUUUUUAAUUAUUUGUGAUACUCGUCAUGUCUGUCCUGUCCUGUAAAUAGCAGCGCUGGGCAUUUCUGCCAUGGGUGGAGGUGAUAAGCCAUGUGUGGCCCUGUGGCUGGGAGGGACGGCACUGGGCAUGUGCCCGGGGCCUUGUCUUGGCCACCUGAUGGCCCACCCCAACAAGUGUGCAAAGAAGCCAGGCUUUGCUUCGGCAAAGUCAGUUGAAGGAUGCGGGGAGGUAGCAGAGAGAGCAACCCUGAGCCAUGGUGUGUGUAAUACGCAGCCUUUUAACUUGACACUGUCAUCUCCCUGCUUGGAAUUUGAAAGAGCAGAAUCUCCGCAUGAGCUGAGCCUCGAUUGGCUGCAGCCCGGGGUGCCGGCCAUUCUGAAAAUAGCAUACUUGAAAUUAAAGAUGAGCCAGUUUGGCUGCUUAAACUCCCACCCGCUCGUUUGGUUCAGUCAGCCAUGUCCUGUUUCCCAGCAUCUCCUGUGGGGAAGGGUGUGUGUACAGGGAGGCGCUGAUUUCAUGUCAUUUCCAUGCAUCUCACUGGGUUAGGGUUUCUCCCUGCAGGGGGUGGGAGAGAAGAGCUGCCCUUUGGGGGACUGUUCCCCCUGCAGCCCUGCCACACGCUGGGUAAGCUAUUCCCGAGCAGAGCUCUCUGUCCAUGUCACCCGCACCAUCACAGCCUUUCCCUGCUCUUCCUUGCUGCAGCAUUGGGCUUUGAAAAGCCAGCUAAGCUCUUCCCAAAAGCCCUGUCCUGCUGCAAAGCUCACGGAUAGGGCAGGGCGGGAGGCUGUUACCGACUGUUUUCUCAGCCCCUGUUGCUGUUUCCCUAGCAGCCUCAGGUGUCCGGGUCUGGGUUCCAUGUGCUCGCCCCUUCCUUUUGCAUGGCCCCCCGCUCACAUGAAGGGCUUCCCCACUCACUCUGUCCUCUGUCUGUACAAUUGUGUGUUGUGAGGUAGAAAAUAAAGGGCCUGCGAGCUCUGAAAUGAAA